CGUUCGAGGCGAAUGGAGCUACCUAUACUGUUGCAUAUCCCGAUACUACUUUUGUAGUUACUACUACCGGUACACCCCCGCCCGCCAGUGAGAUUCCUUCCGGAGCUGUAAUCUAUGGCCCCUCCACUACUGUUACUGGGAAUCAGCCCUAUGUUUUUUAUACUCUUGAAGGCGGCACUUCCACUAUAGUGUUUUCUAGUUAUAGCUUUGAUAGUAUUGACCCUAGCGAAAUUCCUUCUGGAUACACACUUAUCGGUCCCUCUACUACAGUUGUCGGAAACUCCCCUAUAAGUUCAACUCCCGCUUCAUCACGAGCUGCAACUUUGACAAAAACUUCCGCGACAAGUACGACUUCUAAGAUGGAUACAACUUCUACGACGAGUACGACCUCUACAAGUACAUCUUCUACAAGUACGUCCACAUCGAGUACCACUUCUGUAACAGCCACUACAACUGGCUUAAAGGCAUCAGCACCUCACAUCAAACCUGCUUUAAAGCUGAGACAAUGUAUCAGUAUUGCUAUGCUCCUUUCCUUUCCAAUGCUUGACAUUAAAGUUAUAGAUUGGAGUCGUAAGAUCCACCUUGCUCUCCUUCCUGUUAGCUUUGAUGUCCUUAGCCAUUGCAAUGCACUAUAA
Molecule: messenger RNA, 635 nt
Organism: Acaulospora morrowiae
Lineage: Eukaryota; Fungi; Glomeromycota; Glomeromycetes; Diversisporales; Acaulosporaceae
Source: the annotation of a GenBank genome assembly